Messenger RNA from Mytilus californianus (California mussel), 2218 nucleotides. RefSeq lists its product as uncharacterized. The transcript has 2 exons. Gene Ontology annotation, molecular function: zinc ion binding. Lineage: Eukaryota; Metazoa; Mollusca; Bivalvia; Mytilida; Mytilidae. The coding region runs from base 103 to 1092 and encodes 329 amino acids. The record is from RefSeq and is a predicted model, not a curated record.
ACAACCUCUACCUAUUUACAUUACCAACACCAUCACGAUUUCUUCACCGGCUACAUUGAUGUGUUAUCUCUAAACAAGGAUCUGGAAGAAUCAGUGGGCAAAAUGACAACAGAAACACAAGAAAUCAUAUGUGGGCCGUGUGACUUUCGAGAAAUAGCAAAACUAGCAGUCGUAUGGUGUCCGACUUGUGAUGAAGGAUUGUGCGACGAAUGCAGCGGCCAUCAUAGAGCAGCAAAGGCCACUAGAGGCCACCAGUUCAUAGAUAGUGAUCACUAUAAAGAAAUGCCUAGAAAAAUGAUUGAAGAGUUUAACAAAUGUCCCGAACAUGAUGAAAAGUACGAACUCUUCUGUCCAAAACAUGCAACUCAUUGUUGUGUACAAUGCGUGAAAGAAAAACACGCAAAAUGUACCGGAAUAACACUACUCAAAAAAGUCAUUGAAAACAUUAAGUCUUCCGUCACGGCAACUACAAUAAUGCAACAAAUAGAAAAAAGAAUGGAAGGACUGAGUAAACUAACCAAAAAUCGGGUGGAAAAUAUCAAUCGAAUAGAUAAACAGUCGUCGGAACUGUGCACUGAUUUUCGGCGCAUGCGUAAGGAAAUAGAUCUUGUGCUAGAUGAAUUUGAGAAAGAAUUGAGCGAGCAGGUAAUAUCAGUCAAGAACACACAAUCCUCUAUCGUAGACAACACCAUUGCUCAAAUUGCUACACAUGAGUCUGUAUACAAGGAAAUGUAUUCGGCUCUUCUUAAGGUGCUAGCAUACGGAAGUAAUUUUCAAGUAUACUCAGCGAUUAAAAAGAUUGAAGAAAAACUUAUGAAUGAAGAUAAAGAAAUUGAAUUGUUUUUUAAAAACGACAAUGGUUUACAAGAAAUAAAUAUUGCUCUCGAAUGCAGCCAACAGUUGUCUUCUCUGCUGACUGAAGACUUUUCACUCGCAACAGUCAGGACAUCUAAUUCCACUUUAGAAUGCGAUUUGAAAAUACUUGACAACCUGGAAGCACAAAAUCUAUCAACAACCGCCAGGACCACCGUGUCAGAAUUGAACAUCAAACAGUAUGUACAGACACGCAGGUCAACUAUUUCUUAUAUCUAAAUGAUAUAAACAUUACUAGUAUCGUCCCGUUGCCUUCUGGACAGACAGUCAUUACCGAUUAUGGAGGUAAUCUAGGUAUCCUGGUGUUCAAUAGUGUUGGUGGUUUAGACACCAGUUUUACUAACCUGGGUACUCCGCAUGGGGCAUGUUUGAUAAGUGAUUCUGUUGUUGCAGUGUCGUUCCCUUUGAACAAUAAUAUUAAAUUAUUACAAAUAAACUGGUUGACUUGUACAAUAAAGAAAACAUUUAAAUUCAACCAAACGUGUUUUGGUUUGUGUGUGAAUUCGGAAGGAAACAUUCUAGCCGCUACAAGAAAACCUGAUGACGGUUUAAUUAUCAUAAAUUUAAACGGAGAAAUUUUGAAGCGUAUUUGUGUAAGACUGCCAUCGAUCAAUUAUGUGCAAUGCGGCAAAAACAAAAUAAUUGUAGCCGAACUCGAAUCGAAUGAAAUUUUUAUAUAUGACCACGAAUGUAAGAAAAAUAUGCAAACAUUUACCUUCGAAGGCGAUUGUGAUACCAGGAACAUCUGCGUUGAUAAACACGGCAAUAUGUUUGUUAGUGCACUGAAGGCAAAAAAAGUUACCGUAAUUUCAGAGAAAGGUAACCACAGGCAAGAUAUUUUGGGACUGACGGAUGGAUUUUGUUGUCCAAAGGCAAUUGUUUAUGACCCGAAAAACAAUACCAUAAUAGUUGCAGACAAAGACGGGCAGUAUUCUGCUAUUUUUGACAUAGUUUACAAGUAGAUUUUUACAAACAACAAACGAUAAUUUUCCCAAGAGACUAUAUACCAGGUUUUAUUGCAAUAUUGCUUUUCUUGUUAACAUCGUAGAGGACCCUUGUACUUUGGGACAUACAGAUGUCGUUUAAAAAAUUGGGAAUAUUUGAAAUAAAGGUAUUGAUAAACAUAAAAAGAAAUGACCGAACUUCUCUAUUUAAAAAAUACUUGUUUAAUAUUUUUCAGUUUUAUAUGAUUGAUUGACAGAUUGAUUGUUGUUUGCUUAACGUCAUUUUAAAUUUCAAUCUCCCGAAACAAGUGUCCUCACUUACAAAGCAGAAGCACAACAAAAAAUUAAAACAACAAAAAGACCACAAAAAAUAAUAAAAAAAAAUAAAAAUAAAAAAAAAA